Patella vulgata (common limpet) is the source of this 1408-nucleotide messenger RNA. RefSeq names its product dimethyladenosine transferase 1, mitochondrial. The record is from RefSeq and is a predicted model, not a curated record. Gene Ontology annotation, molecular function: mitochondrial transcription factor activity; rRNA (adenine-N6,N6-)-dimethyltransferase activity. The coding region runs from base 291 to 1370 and encodes 359 amino acids. Gene Ontology annotation, cellular component: mitochondrial matrix. Gene Ontology annotation, biological process: rRNA methylation; transcription initiation at mitochondrial promoter. NCBI's taxonomy places the organism in Eukaryota, Metazoa, Mollusca, Gastropoda, Patellidae. The transcript is spliced from 5 exons.
CCAACCAACAUGGCAGCGCCCAUGAAAUCUAAAACUUCUAUUCUAAUAAUAAUUAAUGUACACAUUUUGUAGUAUUCUCAAAUGAAGAAAUGAAGAAAACGUCUGCGGAAUGUAUCUCUAUCCUGUCUCUAGCUCGUCCAGUUUGAGACUCUCCUCAGUUCACUUCACAGUUUGAUCUAAACAAACGAUCGUUCUUUCAUUCAGUCCCUGCACUCCAGUCUCACUGUAUUUGUACUAUUUCUAUGAAAGAAUGAUCUUUCCAAAUUGAUCAUAGACUCGUGAUUUACAAUAUGGCUGGUGUAAGAAUAACACGUUUACCUCCCCUGCCAACAAUCAGUGAGAUUAUUAGAAUAUACAGACUACAAGCAAAGAAAAAACUUUCUCAAAACUUUUUAUUAGAUAUGAAUUUGAAUAGGAAACUUGUAAAAAUGGCUGGUAAAUUAAAAGACAAUUUAGUGAUUGAAGUGGGUCCAGGACCAGGGGGAAUAACUCGUGCAAUACUGGAAAAAGACAUUCACAGUCUAGUUGCUAUUGAAAAAGACAGAAGAUUUCUACCAGGGUUACAGUUACUAGCUGACGCUGCUGAUAAAGAAAUGAGAGUAUCACAAGGGGAUAUUAUGGACUUUAAUCUAGAUCCACUAAUACCUGAUGAGUUUAAAAAACCAUGGGAGGCAGCUCCACCAAAUAUCCACAUCAUUGGUAAUUUACCAUUUAAUGUUUCAACACCAUUAAUUAUCAAAUGGUUGCAAGCUAUCUCAGAAAAAAAUGGUGUCUGGAAAUACGGUCGAACACCACUUACAUUAACUUUUCAAAAAGAAGUUGCAGAUAGAAUGGUUUCCCCUAUUUUAACAGACCACAGAUGUAGAUUAUCAGUGAUGUGUCAACAUUUGUGUGAUGUCUCUUUGCAAUUUGUUAUUCCAGGUAAAGCAUUUACUCCUCAACCAAAGGUGGAUGUGGGUGUGGUCAAGUUUACUCCUCUGAUAAAACCUCUUAUAGAUCUUCCCUUUAAACUCGUAGAAAAACUCAUCAGACAUAUUUUUCAGUAUAGACAGAAAAAAUGUAAACAUGGAGCAGCGACAUUAUUUCCCUUGAAUCAACAAGAAUUAGUAACAGAACUGUUUGAUAGAAGUGGUGUUAGUCCCGACUCAAGAUCUUUUAUGAUAACUAUGGAAGAAUUUAACAGACUUUGUCAAGUUUAUAGUGAUAUAUGUGAUAGACACCCAGACAUUUUCACCUAUAAUUUUAGAAGUGCUGAUAAUGCUAAAGCUAUCCGUCAAAAAAAUCAUUUACAAGUUGUACAGUUUGAGAAACAGAUUUUAUAUGGUGAUCCUAGUGACUUUAAGAAAGAUUUUGAUAUUGAUAAGAAUUAGAAAAUGUGAUCUAUUUUUAAAUAAAAUAUGAAAAAUAA